Messenger RNA from Salmo salar (Atlantic salmon), 8137 nucleotides. Its product is annotated as GTPase-activating protein and VPS9 domain-containing protein 1. The record is from RefSeq and is a predicted model, not a curated record. Gene Ontology annotation, biological process: vesicle-mediated transport; regulation of GTPase activity. Gene Ontology annotation, molecular function: guanyl-nucleotide exchange factor activity; small GTPase binding. Gene Ontology annotation, cellular component: endocytic vesicle; cytosol. NCBI's taxonomy places the organism in Eukaryota, Metazoa, Chordata, Actinopteri, Salmoniformes, Salmonidae.
CUCGUGGUUAUGGCUGGAGCGGAAUGAGUGAAACGGUAUCAAAUACGUCAUGUCGAGGAGGACACUCUUCAUUUUGCCUACUAAAGAAUUGAUGUCUCCUUGACUACUUAUUGAUUUCCAGGUCAUAAAGGAGAGCGAGUGAAGGACAGACUUUUCUAAAUGAGAAAAGGCCUUGGUUAUCUUGUCCCAGAAUGCACCGCAUGGCAUACAACUCACGGGCAAAGUAUGUAAUGGGCGUUAAUACAGAUCAAAUAGAGUUGACCUGCUAAUUUCUUAAAGUAUUUCUGACAUCAACAGCCUUGAGUCUCCAAGAGGAAAACGUCUAAACGGCAUCAUUGGGAAGUCCAAACUCGGACGUCACCCUCAUUGAAGUUGAAAUGUAAAACAGUUAAGUCCUUUGCCUCUCUGCGUGAGCUGGUAAAGAUGAAGCCAGACAUCCACACUCUGGCCCAUCACCUGAAGCAGGAGCGGCUGUAUGUGGCCUCAGAGAAGCAGCUGAUCCAGCGACUCAAUGGGGACGUACUGAAGACUGCUGAGAGGCUGUACCGUGCUGCCUGGAUCACCAAGCAGCAGAGGAUCAACCUCGACCGGCUCAUCCUCACCAGUGCUGAGGCUUCCCCGGCCGAAUGCUGCCAGCAUGCCAAAGUGCUGGAGGACACACAGUUCCUGGAUGGUUACAAGACUCUGGGCUUCCAAGAGAGCAUCUAUGGGGAGUUCCUGGGCCGAGUGCGGGAGAAUCCCCGGCUGGUGGCCUCCUGCCUGGUGGCUGGGGAGAGGCUGAACCAGGAGCACACACAGGGGGUCAUUUACACUGUCUUCACCUCACUCUAUGGUAACUGUAUCAUGCAGGAGGAUGAGAGCUACCUGUUGCAGGUCCUGCGAUACUUGGUGGAGUUUGAGCUGAAGGAGAGCGACAACCCUCGGCGGCUGCUGCGGCGAGGCACGUGCGCCUUCAGCAUCCUCUUCAAGCUCUUCUCUGAGGGGCUGUACUCCGCCAAGCUCUUCCUCACCGCCACCCUCCACGAGCCCAUCAUGCAGCUGCUGGUGGAGGACGAGGACCACCUGGAGACGGACCCCUCCAAGGUGACAGAGCGCUUCACGCCGGCCCAGCAGGAGCGCCUGUUUGGGGAGAAGGGCUCGGAGGGCUACAGGCAGAAGGUGGCGGCUGCUGUGGAGGCCAAUGAGGCCAAGCUGGUGACCCUGGUCAACAAGUUCAUCGGCUACCUGAAGCAGAACACCUACUGCUUCCCCCACAACCUGCGCUGGAUUGUGUCUCAGAUGUACAAGACGCUGUCGUGUGUGGAGAGGCUGGAGGUGGGCGAGGUGCGGACCAUGUGCACGGACCUGCUGCUCACCUGCUUCAUCUGCCCAGCCAUAGUCAACCCUGAGCAGUAUGGCAUAAUCUCAGAUGCCCCUAUCAACGAGGUGGCUCGCUUCAACCUCAUGCAGGUAGGGCAGCUUCUUCAACAGUUGGCAAUGGCUGACGGUGAUGGAGACCCCAGGAGGAAAAACAGUUUGGCCAAGUUCGAUAAGAGCUGCGUAGCUGCCUUCCUGGAUGUGGUAAUCGGAGGGAGAGCUGUGGAGACGCCGCCCAUGUCCUCCAUGAACCUACUUGAAGGCCUCAGCAGGACUGUGGCGUACAUGACACACAGUCAGCUGCUCUGCCUGGUGGACUUUGUACGGAGUGUGAUGGCAGGGGACCACCUCCGGGAGGAGGAGCACAUACUCCUGGAGACCCUAAUGGCCAACGUGCCCCAGUCCCGCACAGUGAAGAGCAACAGUCUGGAGCUCACCCCCUCCAACACCCCCCAGCUUUCCCCAACCACCACCCCCGCCAACAAGAAGAACAGGAACUUAGGACAACAGUUAGCAACGUCCUGGGACUCCACAACCACCACCCUGUCUGCACACAUUCCAUUAGUUACACCUUUUGCCUCCCGCAGUCGCAGCCGUACUGAGCUGGCCCAGCAGGGGGAAGCAGAGGCCAGCUCCAUGGAGUCCCUGCAGGAGGUGAUGCCAGAAGAGGUGCUGGUGAUCUCACUAGGAAGCAGCCCGCAGACCAUCCCCGGCAUGAUGUCAGAGAAUGAGGUGUUGACCGUGCAGCAGACUGAUGGAGCACAAGGGUACACUCCUGCAGACGACACCAAGCACCAUUGCAAACCAGACAAAACCCUGCGUUUCUCCCUCUGCAGUGACAACCUGGAGGGUAUCUCAGAGGGUCCGUCCAACCGGUCUAACUCUGUGUCGUCUCUGGACCUGGAGGGGGAGAGUGUGUCAGAGCUGGGAGCUGGGCCAUCGGGGAGCAAUGGGGUGGAGGCUCUACAACUGCUGGAGCAUGAACAUGCCACCACUCAGGACAACCUGGAUGACAAACUGAGGAAGUUUGAGAUCCGAGAUAUGAUGGGCUUGACAGAUGACCGGGAUAUCUCUGAGACUGUGAGUGAGACCUGGAGCACAGACGUGCUGGGCAGCGACUUUGACCCCAAUAUGGACGAAGAUAGACUGCAGGAAAUAGCUGGGGCGGCUGUAGAGAACAUGCUGGGCAGCCUGCUGUGUCUACCAGGCUCCGGUUCAGUGCUGCUAGACCCAUAUGGAUCCACCAUCUCCGAGACCACCAGCGAGGCCUGGAGUGUGGAGGUCCUGCCCAGUGACUCAGAAGCCCCAGACCUGAAGCAGGAGGAGCGUCUACAGGAGUUAGAGAGCUGCUCAGGGGUGGGCAGCACCUCUGAUGACACAGAGGUCAGAGAGGUCAGCUCUCGGCCCAGCACCCCAGGGCUCAGCGUCGUCUCAGCGACAUCAGAAGACAUCCCCAACAAGACAGAGGACCUGCGGUCAGAGUGCAGCUCGGACUUUGGGGGGAAGGACUCUGUUACCAGUCCAGAUGGGGAGGAGUCAUCCCACGGAGCACAUCACAGUUUGGCCUCUCCGCCCUCUCAGGCUGACUCCUUACUGGCCAUGUUUGAUCCCCUCUCCUCCGGCGAAGAUUCCUCCACUGGUACCAUCGUGAGGCCCAAGGUGCAUUACGCCAGGCCCCUUCAUCCUCCCCCUGACCCUCCCAUCCCAGAGACCUGUGCCCUGGGACAAGAUCCCCGCUACUCCCUGUUCACGCCCCACUGCCUGGCCCAAGCCGAGCUGGAGCACACCAAGCAGCGCCACUCCUACACAGACAGGCUGGUACGCAGCCGCAGCUCUGACAUUGUGUGCCCAGGCCGCCGACCCACCAGCGACCCGGGCCUGAACCGCAGGGCUGCAGCCGAAGAGCGGGACCAUGUCGGGGCCUUCCUUAUGGGGCCGUUCUCGUCUCCUAGCAAGGACUCCCUGAAAGGAGAGGUUGAGGAGAGAAAGGACAGUGAUGAGGAAAAGUCUGAUCGCAACAGACCGUGGUGGAAGAAACGCUUUCAGUCAGCCAUUCCCAAAGCUCCGAUAGCAGCCUUACGGAAAAGGGACAAGCAGGAGAAAGACAAUAUGGGCCAUGAACGUGUCCCACAAGAUGACCCUCUGUCCAGGAACUCCCAGGCCCAGGCAGCAGAAGACAUCCUUGACAAGUACAGGAACAUCAAGAGGACCAGUCCCAGUGAAGGAGCCACUGCUGCAGCCUACGACGCCACAGGUCAGUGUCUUUCUCGCUCAGCUACACCCACUCACACACGCACGUUAAAUGAAUUUGAGCGUGUGAAUGUGUUGUACACAGAGUUGUGUGGAGAGGAGUGUGUGCACAACUCCCCCAGAGACGAAGCUCUGCAGAACAUGUCCACAGACGACCUGCCAGACUCAGCCAGCCAGACAGCCCAGCAACACGACUCCAACAAGUUCUCAUUCAGUGAUGCAAAGAAGAAGUUGAGACUGGCCUUGUGUUCAGCAGAGUCUGUGGCAUUCCCUCUCAUGGCUCCUGCCACCACGCGCAAUGGGCUGCCUGACCACACAGACUUUGAAGACAACGAGAUCGUGUGCUUCCUGAAGGUCCAGCUGGCGGAGGCCAUCAACCUGCAGGAUAAGAACCAGAUGGCCCAGAUCCAGGAGACCACGCGCUGCGUCAGCCGCUUCGACGCACGCACCUGCAAGAAGCUGCUGGCUGCCAUUGCUGAGGAUUACAGGAAGCGGGCACCCUACAUAGCGUAUCUGACGCGGUGUCGGCAGGGCCUGCAGACAUCCCAUGCCCACCUGGAGAGGCUGCUGCAGAGGGUGCUGAGGGACAAGGAGGUGGCUAACCGCUACUUCACCACAGUCUGUGUUCGCCUCCUACUGGAACACAUGGAGGCUAAGUCCCUGGACUUCAUCAAAGCCUUCCAGGGGUGCACAGCGUCAGACGACAAGACGGCGGCGGUGGAGGACUUCCUGCGCUACCUGUACGGCGCCAUGGCCCAUGAUGCCAUCUGGCAGUACGCCAGCGAGGAUCAGCUGCAGGAUGCCCAGAUGGCCAUUGAGCGCAGCGUCAUGAACCGCAUCUUCAAGCUGGCCUUCUACCCCAACCAGGACGGGGACAUCCUGAGAGACCAGCUUCUUCAGGAACACAUAGCACGUCUCUCAAAAGUGGUGACGGCGAAUCACAAAGCUCUUCAAAUCCCAGAGGUGUAUGCGAGGGAGGCUCCCUGGCCGUCUGCCCAGUCAGAGAUCCGGACCAUCAGUGCCUACAAGACCCCUCGGGACAAAGUGCAGUGUAUUUUACGCAUGUGUUCCACCAUCAUGAAUCUUCUGAGUCUGGCCAACGAGGACUCUGUCCCCGGAGCUGACGAUUUUGUCCCUGUGCUCGUCUUUGUCCUGAUAAAGGCAAACCCGCCUUGCCUGCUGUCCACUAUUCAGUACAUCAAUAAUUUCUACGCCAGCCGGCUGAGUGGGGAGGAGUGCUAUUGGUGGAUGCAGUUCACCGCGGCAGUGGAAUUCAUUAAGACCAUUGACGAUCGCAAGUGAAGCAGAACAGCCACCUGUAUGGGCAGACCGUGGUGAAGGAGACGGGACUUGGAGACUUCCCAACCAACUGCUCCCCACAGCCACCAGGACCCAGGCCCACACCCUGUCUGCUGUCUGUUUGUAUAGCUGUACAUAGAGUCAGAGACUGAGAGUAUAUAUGAUUAUUAAGUGGGCAAAAUCCAGGUUUUACAGUGGUGAAAAAGGCCUUGGAAAAAUUGAAAAAUGGCAGAUGUUAACUUUGAACAUAAACUAAUUUGAUUUUUUUCCCCUUUCAUCUCUUGGGUCUUCUUAGUCAUGGUGAGGUGUGGGGGGUCUGUAUCUGAAGUGUUCUAUCUUAAGUUAUGAUUCUGAUGUUAAAUUGACUGAUAAAAGCUUCUAAUCAGAUGAAAGGGGACCAUGUUUCCUUCCCUCGCCUUUCACUUCAAGAAGGUGAGGGAAGUUUUUCCUUGUUAAAUUGUGCAGUCUUUCCCCUGAAAUACUUAUGCUCUUCAGAUGUAUCGUAUCCUGGGGAUCACAAAACUCAAUAGAUACUGAGUAUUAGUGACUCAAGUACAUUAUAAGAUCAAUCCAUAAUAGUAAUGCUAAUGUUUCUAUUUUUAACGCUAGCACAUUGAUAAUAGGGAAUCUUUUUUUCAUCAAAUGUAGUCAUUUCAGUUCAUCCUUUCCUAAGUACUUAUUUUUAUGUGGCAAUUUUGACACGGGCCAACACAUUUAUAUAUGAAAUAAAAUGUAUGUAUUUAUUUCAUUCUAUUUAAUGCUUUUAAACAACAACAACAAAAAAUAUAUAUAUAGUGUUAGGAGGACAAGGAGCAGCGUUGUCCUUGGACUGAAAAGCCCCCAGGAUGAGAUAUCAGUAGCACUGCUUAUUUGGAAAUGCUGAAAAUUUGUGCCUUGAGGGGCGUUUUGUGUAAGUCUAUUCGUUUUCUAUAUAUUCUUGAGAAUGAGGGUUCUGCUCUUUGUUUUCUGUAAACGAUUGGCAUUACUCUCCCAUCCCAUUAUCACCAAUGAGCCCCACAGCCUCUUUAAGAAACCUCUGUCCAACCUCUAUGCUGGGAGUGACCUCUGAGGAGGACAGGCAGUGCGUGGAACACCGCUGGUUGUUUCAGUUAAUUCCCUUUGCACUCAUUUCCUUCCCAUUACCGUUAUGCCCUUGAAUAUCCAAGAUUCUACCUCAGUUAGAACCAAUGAACCCGCCAUUUAUUUUUGGGCACACGUCUUUAACGUUGGUUGGAUAGAAAGAAUAAUGGAACAGGUAUUCACUGUUCAAGGGGCUUCUAUAGCAUCAUCUUCCCCUGCUACAAUGAAGCAUAGUAGUAUGUAAUAUUUAUAUUUUAACCGGGUCAAAGUAACCAUUGGUAUUCAAGGUAGUAAAGCAUUUCCAAACGAACAAAGUUAGGUAUUUCUGUAGUUGAAUGCAUGUAUGUUUCAGCAUAGAGCAGACAGGCUAGUGAUUGGAUUAGCUCUACCUCACAUGAUCAAGAAAGGGACUCUUCAUGCGUCUGCGCGCGUGGAUUAUUUUAUUUCUUUUACCAUUUUAGAGUAGGGAUAUUCCAGUUUCAUAAUUUUCUUCCACUUACAGACAUGUUUCUGCUCUGCCUGUUCUGUGUCAGGGGCUCCCGAGUGGCACAGUGGUUUAAGGCACUGCAUCUCAGUGCUAGAGACUCUGGUUCAAUUCCAGGCUGUAUCACAUCCGGCCGUGAUUGGGAGUCCCAUAGGGCGGCGCACAAUUGGCCUAGCGUCGUUAGGGUGUGGCCGGGGUAGGCUGUCAUUGUAAAUAAGAACUUGUUCUUAACUGACAUGCCUAGUUAAAUAAAGGUUAAAAAAAAGAUGAAAAAGAAAUUAAAAAAUAAACGGUUUCAAAAUCACUUGCAGCCAAAGUCAUCAAAACUCAAACUCCUGUUCUGUUUUCAUUGCAGCUACAAAAGGAUCACACUAUGUAUUGUGCCAAGUGUUUUGUCUUAUUUGAUGUGUUAAAUGACUGCUUUCAUAUCACAUGAAUAGACAGCACAACAAAAAGAACAAACAGUCAGAACACUGACAUGUUACUGACCGUUGGAAAAGGGCUGUGAUGGGCGUGAGAGGUUUGUACGUUGAAUGUGUGAGGUUGGUCUGUUAAACGAGUGCGUCUGGUCUCUCUCCUCUUGCACUGUCUUAUAGGAUGGUCUUCUUACUGUAGCUACAGUACUACUCCACGAGCAGUAAAUCCUUGCUGGUAAAAAAUCUAUAUAAUACUUCUAUUUUCCAUCUCAGGCCAGGUAUGAAAGGGUUGAGAAUUGAGGCUUGGUUUUCUUUUGAGACUUUGACCCUGAUGUCAUUUAUUUUUCAAAGUUCAGAGCUAAAUCACUCCGAUUAUUUGUACGAGGUUAGUGACGCUUGAGCCCUACAUUCUACAAGCAGAACAUUUGACAUGUUUUCUACUUCUCUGCUCUUUAGUAAUGAGUCGCACCUCGUUUGAACUAAUGCCUCUGACAUUAAAAUACAGUAAUUGAGAUAAUUAUAUGGGUAGUUUAGCUAGGUCUUACUGUUAGUCAUAAGGACACACACAUUUAUAAGAAAUCUCAAAAGUUGGGAUAUAGUGUUUUCUCCCCAUUUCCGGACUUCUGUUCCUGGUUUUUGAGGAAUGUGUGUACAGCAUCUACUGUUUUUAAAUACACCUCUGCUAAAUGGAUACUGCUGUCUAACAUGUUUGAAAACACACCCAUGUACUAUGUCACCAAAUGCAGAUGGACUGUAUCUAUAAGUGUUUGUGGUGUCACUUUAGAGGUACUGUACAGACCAAAUGUUAAACAAUCUGGACUUGACUAGUGUUUCAAUGUUCCCUUAUACAUAUCAGUGACUCUUUUUUUAAUAGCUAAAUAAAACUACAACCAGCCUUAGUGUCUGACCUGAGUGAUACUGUUCAUACACAGUGACAGAAUACCUCUUAUUGUGAAGUUAAGGUACACAUCCUAACGUUGAAUUCUGUACUAUAGCCUGAUUUUAGCAUUGAUUGUAUGCAAACAAGUAGACAGUUGGUGGACGAAGAGACACUUGCCUAUGAAAUCUGGUCUUCAAAGCUUUACAAUCCUCCCUGUGCUCUGGUCCCGGUACAGAGUAGGCAGAAUAAUACAUUUGACAUUUGUAAGCUUGCACAAUUAUGACAUAUGCAGAGGGGUAGGUGAUCUGUCUUUAAUGUGAUUAAUGUAUUUAUAUAAUUCUUUAAAACUAUUAAACAGUCAUUUUUCUGUGA